Messenger RNA from Penicillium daleae, 828 nucleotides. Its product is annotated as RTA1 domain-containing protein. NCBI's taxonomy places the organism in Eukaryota, Fungi, Ascomycota, Eurotiomycetes, Eurotiales, Aspergillaceae. The record is from RefSeq and is a predicted model, not a curated record. Gene Ontology annotation, cellular component: membrane. The transcript is spliced from 2 exons. The coding region runs from base 1 to 828 and encodes 275 amino acids.
AUGCAAGAAAUUGUCCGUCGCUCAUAUACGUUUUGGUAUUAUAUUCCAUCACUGCCUGCGGCAACCAUCUUCAUGCUUAUAUUUAUGGGAUUGACUGGGCUGCAUUCCUGGAAGUUGUUCACGACCAAAACAUGGUUUUGUAUCGCUUUCACCCUCGGUGGCUUAUUCGAAAUAAUUGGCUAUAUCGGUCGCGCUAUCGCACAUAGUAACACCACUACUAUGGGGCCAUAUAUCUUGACAAACGUCUUCGUUCUACUCGCUCCUACGCUAUUCGCCGCCUCUAUUUACAUGACUCUAGGUCGUUUAAUUCGUCGCGUCGGCGCGGAGCAUCUUUCGGUUAUCCGCGUCUCGCGUCUGACGAAGACCUUUGUAUGGGGCGAUGUUUUAUCUUUCGUCGUCCAAGGCAAUUCAUCCUCUCUCUCGGUUCUGGGAUAUGAUCAAUGGGCAAAAGUGGCAGUCAUUAGCGGACUAGCGAUCCAGCUUGUCUCAUUUACCAUUUUCUGGAUAUCAGCCCUCAUGUUUGAGAGACGCAUCCGCCGCGAACCAACCCCCGAAUCUCUCCUACCGGGGAUUCCGUGGAAGAAGUCAUUGUAUAUGCUAUAUGCUGUCAGUGCUUUGAUCAUGAUUCGCUCGAUUUUCCGCAUCAUUGAAUAUGUGCUUGGAAACAGCGGAUAUCCCUUGCAACAUGAGUGGACGCUAUAUAUAUUUGAUUCUGUGCCGAUGGCGAUUGUCAUGAUUAUCUACUUCACGUGGUAUCCCAGUGAUAUAAAGGCCAAGACUGAUCUUGAGGGAAGCAUGCCCCUUGCAUAUGUGUACUCGGAGGUCUGA